AUGAGGGAUUCCACUGGCUCUGGAGGAGCCUGCUCCAGAUCCUGAUGCGUUAUCAGCUCUUCCGUUGGCUGCUCGGCCUUAUAGCGAUUGUUGAUAAUGAACCGCUACCGUUACAAAUCGAAAGCGAAGAGGAAGCACCCACUAACAAGAAGAAGCAACAGAAUCUAAAGAUUGAGAAUGCCAUAUCCCCCGGAAAAUCAGAAUCAGUCGCGAUUAGAACCGUUCCAAGUGCAAAUGCAAAUGCAAUGGGCAAUGCAGGCAGUGCCGAGAUCGUAUCAAAUCAAAUCAUCCGCCGCCGUGAGAUGAGCACCAUGGGCAAGGAGACGGAGUCGCACAGCAUACCCAUCAGCGAGGGCCAGCAUGCGGAGCAUGUGUUGUACCGCCUGAAAAGGGGUUCCAAGCUGAGUGUCCAUCCAGAUGCCUCGCUGCUGGGCAGAAAGAUUGUGUUGUACACCAACUAUCCCGCCGAAGGACAGAAGUUCGUGCGAACGGAGUAUAGGGUUCUGGGAUGGCAACUCAGCAACGGCAAGCAGGUUACUUCCGUAAUGCAUCCGGAAGCCCAUGUUGUCGAUACUGACAUUCGUAGUGAGGUAGAGCUGAACACUUCCGGAACCUAUCACUUCUACUUCCGGUAUCUGGAGCGACCAGAUACUGGCAGCUCAGGAGCAGACGGGGCUCUGUAUGUCCAAGUAGAGCCUACGCUGCAUGUGGGACCGCCUGGCGCCCAAAAGACCAUUCCUCUGGAUUCGGUUCGCUGCCAAACGGUGCUGACCAAGCUCUUGGGACCGCUGGACACUUGGGAAGCUAAACUGCGUGUGGCCAAGGAGGCCGGCUACAAUGUGAUCCACUUCACGCCCAUUCAGGAGUUGGGUGGCUCCCGCUCCUGUUAUUCAUUGCGUGACCAACUCAAGGUCAACUCCCAUUUUGCGAGUCAAAAGGGAGGAAAGGUCAGUUUCGAGGAAGUGGAGAAGGUCAUCAAAAAGUGCCGACAGGAAUGGGGGGUGGCUUCUAUCUGCGACAUCGUGCUCAAUCACACUGCCAAUGAGUCCGAGUGGCUGCUGCAGCAUCCAGAUGCCACAUAUUCGUGCGCCACUUGUCCCUACCUUCGCCCGGCCUUCCUGCUAGACGCUGCUUUCGCUCAGUGCGGAGCGGACAUAGCCGAGGGCAGCCUGGAGCAUGUUGGCGUGCCGACGGUCAUUGAGCAAGAGUGCCAUUUGGAAGCGUUAAAGUACCAGUUGCACACCUCAUACAUGUCCAAGGUCAAUAUACACGAGCUGUAUCAGUGCGAUGUGAUGAAGUACGUCAACGACUUCAUGACCCAGGUGCGAACUCGUGAGCCACCGAAAAACGUGGCCAACGAGUAUCGCUUCCAGGAGAUCCAACUGAUACAGGACCCGCAAUAUCGACGAUUGGCCACUACCAUAAAUUUCGAGCUGGCGCUGGAGAUCUUUAAUGCUUUUCAUGGCGACUGCUUCGAUGAGGAGUCCCGGUUCCGCAAGUGCGCCGAAACUCUUCGUCGGCAUCUGGAUUCUCUUAACGAUCGCGUACGCGCCGAGGUCCAAGGAUACAUCAACUAUGCGAUAGACAAUGUUUUGGCCGGAGUGCGUUACGAAAGAGUCCAGGACGAUGGACCCAAAGUAAAGGAGAUCUCAGAGAAGCACUCCGUCUUCAUGGUUUACUUCACGCAUACGGGCACUCAAGGAAAGUCGCUGACUGAGAUCGAGGCGGACAUGUACUCCAAGGCUGGCGAGUUUUUCAUGGCCCACAAUGGCUGGGUGAUGGGUUCCAGUGAUCCGCUGCGUGACUUUGCCGAAGAGCAGCCGGGACGCGCCAAUGUCUACCUCAAACGCGAGCUCAUCUCGUGGGGCGAUAGUGUUAAGUUGAGGUUCGGAAAGCGACCGGAAGAUAGUCCCUACUUGUGGAAGCACAUGACCGAGUACGUGCAGACCACGGCGCGCAUUUUCGAUGGAGUGCGAUUGGACAACUGCCACUCCACGCCGUUGCACGUGGCCGAGUACCUGCUCGAUGAAGCUCGCAAGAUUAACCCGGAGUUGUACGUGGUGGCAGAGUUGUUUACUAACUCGGAUGGCACCGACAAUGUGUUUGUAAAUCGAUUAGGUAUAACCUCAUUGAUCCGUGAGGCCCUUUCCGCUUGGGACUCCCAUGAGCAGGGUCGUCUGGUCUACCGGUACGGAGGAGUACCUGUUGGUGGUUUUUAUGCAAAUUCAUCGCGUCACGAGGCCACCAGUGUGGCCCAUGCCCUCUUCCUGGACCUUACCCACGACAAUCCAUCCCCUGUAGAGAAGCGUUCCGUGUACGAUCUGUUACCUUCAGCAGCAUUGGUUUCCAUGGCCUGCUGUGCCACCGGAAGUAAUCGUGGUUACGACGAACUUGUUCCACAUCAUAUCCAUGUCGUUGAUGAAGAACGCACCUACCAGGAGUGGGGGAAGGGUGUCGACGCCAAAUCUGGAAUUAUGGGUGCGAAGAGGGCAUUGAAUCUGCUGCACGGUCAACUUGCGGAGGAAGGCUUCAGCCAGGUGUAUGUAGACCAGAUGGAUCCCAACGUGGUAGCCGUUACUCGCCACUCGCCGAGCACCCAUCAGUCGGUUAUUCUGGUAGCCCACACGGCGUUCGGGUAUCCGUCUCCGAAUGCGGGACCAACAGGAAUCCGUCCACUGCGUUUCGAGGGCGUUCUGGACGAGAUUAUCUUGGAGGCUAGUCUGACCAUGCAGAGCGACAAACCAUUCGAUCGGCCUGCUCCGUUCAAGAAGGAUGCCAACGUGAUUAACGGCUUUACCCAGUUCCAGUUGAGCCUGCAGGAGCACAUCCCUCUGUCGAAGUCGACUGUAUUCCAGACUCAGGCCUAUGUUGAUGGCAACAACACAGUACUGAACUUUGUCAAUUUGCGGCCUGGCACAGUGGUGGCCAUAAGGGUGUCCAUGCAUCCAGGUCCACGUGCCAGUUUCGAUAAGCUUCAGAAGAUCACGAACGCACUGCGACUAGGAUCAGGUGAUGAGUGGUCUCAGUUGCAAGCCAUAGUCUCCAAGUUGGAUUUGGUGGCUCUAAGUGGCGCGCUCUUCACUUGCGAUGAGGAGGAACGCGAUCUGGGCAAAGGUGGCACAGCCUAUGAUAUUCCCAAUUUUGGAAAGAUUGUUUACUGCGGCCUACAGGGAUUCGUUUCCCUCCUGACAGAGAUUUCGCCCAAAAACGAUUUAGGCCAUCCGUUCUGUAACAACUUGCGCGAUGGAAACUGGAUGAUGGAUUACAUCGCCGACCGCCUCACUAGCUAUGAAGAUCUGAAGCCACUUUCCGCCUGGUUUAAAGCUACCUUUGAGCCGCUCAAGAAUAUCCCACGCUACCUCAUACCCUGCUACUUUGAUGCCAUUGUCAGUGGGGUUUAUAACGUCCUCAUCAACCAGGUCAACGAAUUAAUGCCUGAUUUUAUUAAGAAUGGUCACAGCUUUACCCAGUCUCUGGCCUUGUCUACGUUGCAGUUCCUUUCCGUUUGUAGGUCGGCGAACUUGCCAGGAUUCAGUCAUGCCAUUAAUCCACCUAAGCCACCAAAGCAAUGUGUAACACUCUCCGCUGGUCUUCCGCAUUUCUCGACGGGGUAUAUGCGCUGCUGGGGACGUGACACAUUCAUUGCACUUCGUGGCACCAUGUUCCUCACCGGUCGCUACAACGAAGCCCGAUACAUUAUAAUUGGAUUUGGACAGACCCUGCGACACGGUCUCAUUCCGAAUCUUUUAGACAGCGGCAGCAAGCCCAGAUUCAACUGCCGUGACGCUGUCUGGUGGUGGAUGUACUGCAUCAAGCAAUACGUGGAGGAUGCCCCCAAGGGUGCCGAAAUCCUGAGAGACAAGGUGUCGCGCAUCUUCCCAUACGACGACGCUGAGCCCCAUGCUCCUGGAGCAUUCGACCAGUUGCUGUUCGACGUGAUGCAGGAGGCCCUGCAGGUGCAUUUUCAGGGAUUGCAGUAUAGGGAGCGCAACGCAGGCUACGAGAUUGAUGCACAUAUGUUGGACCAGGGAUUUAACAACCACAUCGGGGUACACCCAGAGACAGGCUUCGUUUUUGGUGGCAACAACUUUAACUGCGGAACCUGGAUGGACAAGAUGGGCUCCUCGCAGAAGGCCGGAAACAAGGGACGACCCAGCACGCCCCGUGAUGGAUCCGCAGUGGAACUCAUUGGCUUGCAGUACGCAUCACUUCGGUUCAUGCAAAGCCUGGCCGAGAAGGAAAUUAUUCCGUACACUGGAGUGGAGCGGAAAGGACCGUCGGGCGAGGUGACCAAGUGGACAUACAAGGAGUGGGCGGAUCGUAUUAAGGACAACUUUGACAAGUAUUUCUUUGUGUCCGAAUCGGAAACCUGCUCAGUGGCCAACAAGAAGCUGAUCUAUAAGGAUAGCUACGGAGCCACUCAGAGCUGGACAGACUAUCAGCUGCGAUGCAAUUUCCCCAUCACCUUGACCGUGGCCCCUGAGCUAUGUAAUCCUCAGAAUGCCUGGCGUGCACUGGAGCGAGCCAGGAAGUAUCUUUUGGGACCGCUGGGCAUGAAGACCCUCGAUCCUGAGGACUGGAACUACAGGGCCAACUAUGACAACUCAAACGACUCCACCGAUUGCACAGUGGCCGACGGCGCCAACUACCACCAGGGACCCGAGUGGGUUUGGCCCAUUGGUUUCUACCUAAGAGCGCGGCUGAUCUUCGCCAAGAAGUGUGGCCACCUGGACGAAACAAUUGCCGAGACAUGGGCCAUAUUGCGGGCCCAUCUGCGGGAGCUGCAGACAUCUCACUGGCGCGGUUUGCCCGAGUUGACCAACGACAACGGCUCCUAUUGCGGAGACUCCUGCCGCACACAGGCUUGGAGUGUAGCUGCCAUCCUGGAGGUACUCCACGAUCUGCACUCUUUGGGAGCAGAUGUGGCCUAAACCAUCUUAAUUACCUUAAUACUCAGACCUGUUAGUUGCUACCAAAAACUGUUAUUAGUGUUACAUUUGAUAAUUGUACGGAUACACAAUGGAAUGAGAUUCGAUGCCAGAUGUCACUAGAAAUUUUGCUAUUUCCUAUUCUAUUAAAGUUGCAAUUGUUUUUAAA
Drosophila eugracilis is the source of this 5097-nucleotide messenger RNA. Its product is annotated as glycogen debranching enzyme. NCBI's taxonomy places the organism in Eukaryota, Metazoa, Arthropoda, Insecta, Diptera, Drosophilidae. Gene Ontology annotation, biological process: glycogen biosynthetic process; glycogen catabolic process. Gene Ontology annotation, molecular function: amylo-alpha-1,6-glucosidase activity; 4-alpha-glucanotransferase activity. The record is from RefSeq and is a predicted model, not a curated record.